Molecule: messenger RNA, 834 nt
Organism: Leishmania braziliensis MHOM/BR/75/M2904
Lineage: Eukaryota; Euglenozoa; Kinetoplastea; Trypanosomatida; Trypanosomatidae
Product: putative pyroglutamyl-peptidase I (PGP)
Exons: 1
Coding region: 1-834 (277 amino acids)
Biological process (GO): proteolysis
Source: RefSeq, a predicted model, not a curated record
AUGUCGACCUCCAAGGCGGACAUCGUCGUGUUCAUCACCGGGUACGGCCCCUUUGACACUGUGAAGGUGAACCCCAGCACUGCCAUUGCCCUUUGCGUCGUGGAGGACCUGAAGCGCCACCCCGACGUGACGGAGGUGCGCUACACGGAGCUGCAUGUCAGCGCAACGAGCGUCGCAGCUUAUUUUGAGAAGGUGGAGAAUGACAUUGCCCAGAUCAUCACCGAGCGCGGCGCCGCCAAGGUGAAGAUCCUUCUGUGCCAUCUGGGUGUUCACAGAGACACAACGGGGGUCAUCCGCGUUGAGGUACAGGGCUAUAAUGAGCUCUUUGCUAAAAUUCCUGACGUAGAUGGUAGGGUAUUCGAUCACACGCUCAUCAUCCCUGAAGACGGCACCACGGACGUCUUUCAGGAGAGCUGGUUUGGCAAGGAUGGAUCGCCGCAGUUCGAUGACCUGCAGCGUUUGAUUGAGCAGCUGAAUGACAACAUUGCCGCGUCGUGGCAGGACACCAUGACGAGUACGGCGACCAAGAAGAAGUUGAUGUCGGCAGACAGGAGCGGUGGGGCCAUGGUGAUGCCGGUGUUCCAGGCUCCACGCUGGGCGAUUUCGCGCAAUGCAGGACGCUAUCUGUGCAACUGCGCUCUCUACCGCGCACUUCGACUCCAGGAAAAGAAUACGGGAGUCGUGUAUGCGAUCUUUAUUCAUGUUGUCGAUCCGAGCUGCGGUAAGACAGAGAUGGAAGGCGGUCCGAUUGUGGCGUACAACCCAUCGAUCAUGGUACAAGCCGUACAGGUGAUGUGUUUCAUGUGCGGCCUGCUGUCUUUGAUGACCGCAUGA